CAUUCUAUUAGUUCUACAACAAAAUAAAUAUUUGCUGCAUCUUAAUGCACAACAAAUGGUUAUCCGUAGCAAACACGCAAAUUCAUAUUCGGACAAAAAAAACAUCGUAAUCUCCUCAACGCCUCGAUAUCAUCAUCUCACUUUCUCUAUGCAUAUACACACACAUGUGGGUGUGCAUAAAUUCGCGUAUAUACGUUUUAAAUUUCGUAUAUUGAGGUUUAUAAAAUAUCAAAAAUCACACUCGCCAUAGUCCUCAAUAAAUACCCCAACCACAAUUCCAUGAGCCCUCGCUCACUCUAUUCACAAUCACCCUCCAUUGUGAAAACAAGAAAAAAAGAAGGAUCUUGAAACACACAACAACAAAAAGAUCCGAAGAUUAUAGAAAAUAAAUACUAAUUAGUUCAUUUUCGAGGAUUUUGAAGAGAAUGGCGAUGAAAAAGGCAAACAAGCUAACACAAACGGCGAUGAUCAAGCAAAUUUUGAAGAGAUGCUCGAGCUUGGGGAAGAAACAGAGUAAUGAAUACAGCGAAGACGAAAACGGGCAUCCUCUCGACGUGCCUAAAGGUCAUUUCGUUGUCUAUGUUGGAGAGAAUCGAGUCAGGUACGUUGUCCCCAUUUUGCUUUUGACCCGACCAGAGUUCCAGCUUCUUCUCCAGCAAGCAGAGGAAGAGUUUGGUUUCGAUCACGAAAUGGGUCUCACUAUCCCUUGUGAAGAAGUCGUCUUCCAAUCUCUCACCUCCAUGCUCGGAUGAACAUAACUUUUAGGAUUUUGCUUCUCUUUUUAAUAACAGAGAUAGCUGAUGACUAAAUGUUUCUCUGUUUUAGCAGACUAAUUUUUAUAUGUUUUGGCUAGUACAUGGGUUUAGUGUUGUGUUAGACUGAGACCUAACCCUUAGAUAAACCCAAUGAGAAUGAUUUACUAUUCUUGGUUCUCUUUUCAGAUUUGUAAAAAACAAAACAAAUUGCUGAUGGAGAUCAAUCGUUGUUGAAUAUGUACCCUGUGAGAGAGAUCUUAAUAUUUGAUGGAUGAGACUUUUAAUUUUCUAGA
This is a messenger RNA of Brassica napus (rape), 1048 nucleotides long. Its product is annotated as auxin-responsive protein SAUR50. The transcript has a single exon. Gene Ontology annotation, biological process: response to auxin. Bases 426 to 752 code for a protein of 108 amino acids. NCBI's taxonomy places the organism in Eukaryota, Viridiplantae, Streptophyta, Magnoliopsida, Brassicales, Brassicaceae. The record is from RefSeq and is a predicted model, not a curated record.